Hordeum vulgare subsp. vulgare (domesticated barley) is the source of this 700-nucleotide messenger RNA. RefSeq lists its product as uncharacterized. The transcript has a single exon. The record is from RefSeq and is a predicted model, not a curated record. Lineage: Eukaryota; Viridiplantae; Streptophyta; Magnoliopsida; Poales; Poaceae. Bases 140 to 460 code for a protein of 106 amino acids.
CAUCCCAUCCGCCUCUCAGCUACCAAGUCGGCCAGACCAACCAACCAUCAACACACACCUCACUCCAUUCCAACACUCCUCCUCCCUCCCCCUUCUCUCUCUCUCUCCCACUCUGCUGGUCGGCCAGAGGCUGCCUGCCAUGUGGGCCUCGCCGGGGAGGCUGCCGGCGAUGGAGGAGGAGGAGGAGGAGGAGUGCGAGGCGGACGCGGGCCACAGGGCGCCGAUGGCGUCGUGCUGGGGCCGCUUCGGCCUGGCGGCGCUGUGGCACAGGCUCCGGCACCUUUUCCUGGCGCGGCGGAGGGCGCGGCACGGCCGGUCCAUCCUCGGCGCCGGCGGGCUCAACUACGACCCGCUCAGCUACGCGCAGAACUUCGACGACAGCAGCCUCGAGCACCACGAGCCUGACUUCACGGCCAGGUUCGCGCCCGCCCGCAACGCCAGCUCGCCACGGCCGGUAUGACGACGCGCCGCUCCUCGGCGCCCCAGUGGCGGAUGGAGAACCCUCUUUCCCACUUCUUGGCGCCUUUGUGAGCCUUUUGAGUGGUAAAAAGGCUUUAUUUAAUUAUUUAGUCCACAUGUUUCUCGGAUCAAUGUACAUGUACAUGUCAUAUGGAUGACGCAAGUAGUUUUCGCUUUUAUUCACGGGUGUAAAUAUUGUUCUCCAAAAGAAAAUGAAAAAUACUAUUAGUAGAGAUUUUAA